Molecule: messenger RNA, 3146 nt
Organism: Phragmites australis (common reed)
Lineage: Eukaryota; Viridiplantae; Streptophyta; Magnoliopsida; Poales; Poaceae
Product: tobamovirus multiplication protein 2A-like
Exons: 8
Coding region: 1875-2720 (281 amino acids)
Cellular component (GO): membrane
Source: RefSeq, a predicted model, not a curated record
UCACCCUGCAGAGCAGAGAAGAAGAAGAAGAAGUAGUAGUGAGUGGCCGCAGAGGAGAUCGGUUAGGAUUCAGAAUAAGAUAUGGGGAAGCAGCAGCAGGCUCUGCCCCUUUGCAUGGUGUUCCUGGUGGCCUUCCUCGUCGUCUGUGCCAUGCACUCUGUCCCUGCAGAAGCAGGGAGAGCGCUGUUGCAGGUGACCUAUGAACCGCCAAGACCGGUGAUCCCAGGCUGGACGCCUUCUGUGCCUCGUGAACCUCAAACGCCAUGAGUGAGCCCGUACGAGGCACAGUGGACAUCGGACCACCCAAAAGGAAAUUAAAAUAAAAACCCGACAACGGACGACCAGCUGGAAUAAUACCGGUGCGCCUCUGAGAUUAUAUUCUCAGAUUGGAAUAGAAUAAAAGCUCCUUUAAAACGUAGAAAUUUUACAUGAAUCGUACAGUAAUUUUACAGGAAUUAGUUCAAUUUCAUAAAAAAUAUCUCCGUCCAAAUGAGGCUAAGACAGCUACUCCUUAUAUAUGUACUUGGGUAAUGAGAUAGAAUAAACAAAAAGUCCUAGCUGAAGUGCAUGGCUUUGUGUGUGUAUGUAUAUCAUGUACUCUUUCCGGUCAAUUUUAUAAGAUGUAUUUUGGUAUGAAAAAAUCUUUAAAAGUAUGUUUCAACAUUUAUUUUUUCUUACAAUAUGUUGUUAAUUGCUACAAUAUUAAUAUCAUAUUAAAAGCAUUUUAAAAUAUGAAUCUAUGAUAAAACUUUUGCACACGAAACAUACAUAUAGUUUAACUAAUUGUUAGUUAAAACUUACAAAAUUUAAUCUUUUUAAAUCAAAAUACAUCUUGUAAACAUGGACGGAGGGAGUACAUGUGUACCUUAAUCGUAGGCUGUUAAAAAGUCUGGCGGUAGAGGCGAGUUAUGAUGAGAGUGCUUCGAUUAAGGCAAUUUUGUGCUCGUGUAACAUGGUGUUGCCUCGAAUUCGAAUCUAGUGAAAUAAUAGCAUGCAUCAUAUGACGCGGCCUUUGAAAUUUGGGCCUUGUUUCGGACGUCGGAAAUUCUUUCAAUUCCUACAUGACUUAUCUGCAAAAGGGACUAAUCAAACACUAGUACUAAUCUGCCGACUGGACAUAACAAACCCGGGGGCAGUUCCAAGAAGAAGGUGGCAGCGUCAAACCAAACCUAAUUUCUACUAUAUAAAAUACAAAUUAAGUCUUAAAUCACCUCUUUCUACACUCUUCUCAUAUCUAAUAACUUAAAAUUUAAAUAUUUAUUUACUUUUGUUAUCUAGUUUUGUCCUUCAACUUUUUGUCUCGAUAUUAGCUACAGAUAUAGAACAUAUUUUACUAAUAAAAAUAAAUAAAGAAUUUGAAGAAAAAUUUACAGAUAAUCUUAUUAUCUUUUUCGGAUACUAUUAAAAUUAGACUACAAUACCACUCUUGAUAUAUUCGUUGAGCCGUGUUUUUAUAUGAUAAUCCAUAUUCGUAUCUUAAGUUUAGAGAUGAUGUUGCCAUGUGCCUCGUGAACAUAACAAACCUGGGGGCAGUUCCGACUUUUCCCGUCUCCCGACCGCCAGCGCAUGUCCUCUUAGCACGGGGAUAAUGCCGGCCACUAGCCGCCAGCGCACCUGCCCCACCCAGCACGGCCGCUUCCUAAUCAGCAAACCCAACCGAUCCGCGCCGUCCAUCGCGGCACCCGACGGUUCACCUCGCGCCACGCGGUGGGCCCGCCUCCACCGCCUCCUUCCGCAAUCCACCCGAAUAGUUUAAUCCACGCGCAAAAACCGAUUUUUUUUUUUAGAAAGAACGGCGGCAGCAGCGGCAGAAUCGCCAGGUUGCUCUGAUUGAUUGAUCGAUCGAUCGGAGGAGGAGGACAGGGAAGGGGGAGAUGGCGGCGUGCAGGGGGUUCUUCGAGUGCCUGCUCAGGCUGCUCAACUUCUUCCUCACCGUCGCCGGCCUCGCCAUGGUCGGAUACGGGAUCUACCUGCUCGUCGAGUGGAUGAAGAUAUCCGGCGCCGGCGCCGGCGGGGAAUCGCCGGCGGAGGUGCUCGUCUUCGGCCGGCCGUUGCUCACGGCCGUCGCGCUCGGUGACGGCGGCGACUUCCUCGACAACCUGCCCAAAGCAUGGUUUAUUUAUCUGUUCAUUGGUGUGGGCGCUAUCGUCUUCCUUGUGUCUCUGUUUGGCUGCAUCGGAGCAGGGACAAGAAGCACCUGCUGCUUGUGUUUCUAUGCUUUCUUGGUUAUUUUGUUGAUCCUUGCUGAGGCUGGAGCAGCUGCAUUCAUCUUCUUUGACCAUAGCUGGAAAGACGUAAUUCCAGUGGACAAGACACAUAACUUUGAUGUUAUGUAUGACUUUCUGAAGGAAAACUGGGAGAUUGCAAGAUGGGCUGCUCUUGGUGUUGUCGUAUUUGAGGUGUUGCUUUUCCUGUUAGCUCUAGUUGUCAGGGCAAUGAACAAACCCGCUGAAUAUGACAGCGAUGAUGAAAUCAUUGCAAUUGGACGAAGCACUAGCAUCCGGCAGCCACUGACCCAUUCCCAAAAUGUUCCUGCCACUGGCGUUCCCGUCCCACAACUUGAUCAACGUUCAAGCAGACAUGAUGCUUGGAGCCAAAGGAUGCGAGAGAAGUAUGGUCUGGACACGAGCCAGUUCACCUACAACCCUUCAGACCCAAGCAGGUAUCAGCAAAAUGGCGCCCCUCAGGCUGAAGAAAGGAGUCGUUGCACCAUAAUGUGAAAAAUCGUUUACAAGGUUCUCCCAGAUGAUGGAUUUUCUUGAAUGGGCUACCUCAGCUUGUGUAGUUUGGUCACGAUCGUGUUGUUCAGAGUGGUGUAUGGUAUAGAGAGUUGCUACCUUAAUGUUUAUCCUACUUGAUUUCUUCUCUACAAAUGCUCUAUGCACCUGUAAUUUUCUUGUGAGUGAAGAACAGCUAGCCAUUGACAUCUUUUAUUUUGCAUUUACCGGGGCCUGUUUUCCCUUCCACAUUCAGUUUCGAGUGUCAAGCAGCUCUGUUUAAUCGACACCGUGCUCCUGUUUGUAAGAUUUGGUUGUGCUGUGAAGUAAGAUGGGUUGGUAGAAUGUGUUUUGCUGUGAAUACAUCGUUGGGAUUUUGUACUUGGAAAUUCGGUUCUAGCUGUGAAUAUAUCAUAGGAAUUUGUUCCA